AUGGUUGCCCUAAUUUCAAAGAAGAGAAAGCUAGUCGCUGACGGUGUCUUUUACGCCGAAUUAAACGAAUUCUUCACCAGAGAAUUGGCUGAAGAAGGUUACUCCGGUACUGAAGUUAGAGUUACUCCAACCAAGACUGAAAUUAUCAUCAGAGCUACCAGAACUCAAGAUGUCUUAGGUGAAGGUGGUAGAAGAAUCAACGAAUUGACCCUUUUGGUUCAAAAGAGAUUCAAGUACAAGCCAGGUACCAUUGUGCUUUACGCUGAAAGAGUUCAAGAGCGUGGUCUUUCCGCCGUUGCUCAAGCUGAAUCCAUGAAAUUCAAGUUGUUGAACGGUUUGGCUAUCAGAAGAGCUGCUUACGGUGUUGUCAGAUACGUUAUGGAAUCUGGUGCUAAGGGUUGCGAAGUUGUCGUUUCCGGUAAAUUGAGAGCUGCUCGUGCUAAGUCUAUGAAGUUCGCUGACGGUUUCUUGAUUCACUCUGGUCAACCAGUUGCUGACUUCAUCGACACCGCUACUAGACACGUUCUAAUGAGACAAGGUGUUUUGGGUAUCAAGGUUAAGAUCAUGAGAGACCCAGCUACUACUCCAAGUGGUCCAAACGCCUUGCCAGAUGCUGUCACUAUUGUCGAUCCAAAGGAAGAAGAACCAAUCUUGGCCCCAUCUGUCAAGGACUACAGACCAGCUCCUCAAAAGGUUGAAGAAGAAGGUGCCGAAGGUGCUGCUGCCGAGGCUGCUGCUUAA
This is a messenger RNA of Zygosaccharomyces rouxii, 741 nucleotides long. It is a transcript of the gene RPS3, whose product is annotated as 40S ribosomal protein uS3. Lineage: Eukaryota; Fungi; Ascomycota; Saccharomycetes; Saccharomycetales; Saccharomycetaceae. The record is from RefSeq and is a predicted model, not a curated record. Gene Ontology annotation, biological process: translation. Gene Ontology annotation, cellular component: nucleus; cytosolic small ribosomal subunit. The transcript has a single exon. The coding region runs from base 1 to 741 and encodes 246 amino acids. Gene Ontology annotation, molecular function: structural constituent of ribosome; RNA binding.